This is a messenger RNA of Darwinula stevensoni, 1710 nucleotides long. Lineage: Eukaryota; Metazoa; Arthropoda; Ostracoda; Podocopida; Darwinulidae. The record is from the annotation of a GenBank genome assembly.
AUGAAAGUAUCCCCGCGGAAUGGCACCAACGACCAUCGCUCCGACUUUCCCUCACGUUCCCGUUCUCUGCACGCACAGCGAUGCCGCAUGCACCGCGCCCGGAUGCUGGGCGGGAGUUCCUGCAUGAACGCCGGCAUCUACAACCGGGGGAACCACAAGGACUACGACAACUGGGCCGACUUGGGGAACACCGGCUGGUCCUUCGACGACCUCCUCCCGCUCUUCCUCAGGGCUGAGAACUUCCUCGUGCAUAAUAUCACUUCGAGUAAGCAUGUGAUUGGGACCAGAGAUGCAACCUAUCACAGGAGUGGCGAGCAACAUGGAUAUUUCCCGGUGUCGCACACCUACAAUUCUGAGCUCCUACCGGCAUUCAUCGAGGCGGGGAGAAGUUUGGGCUUCCCGUACAACCCCGACCACAACGGCGCCACCCAGAACGGUUUCGGGAAAGUGCAAGUGGCGGCCCAGGGAGGUGUCCGGCACAGCACGGCCAGGGCGUAUCUGACGCCUGUGAGGCGUCGCAAGAACCUCCACGUCGUCCUCAAUACCCCAGUCUCUAAAAUUCCGUCUCUUCCAGUCAUCAAGGAGCACGGACGGUUCAACGAAUUAUACCACGUUCCGCCUUCCCACCAGGUCGUGAUAGACGAGAAGACGAUGACGGCGAAGGGGGUCGAGUACCUGACCGAGGACGGUACCACGCGCUUCGUAUCGGCUGGGAAGGAGGUGAUCAUGUCGGCUGGGGCCUUUGCCACUCCUCAGAUCCUCAUGCUCUCCGGGAUCGGGCCCGAAGAGGAACUUCAAAAACAUGGGAUCCGUACCGUAGUGAACCUUCCAGUGGGAGAGAACAUGCAGAGCCACGCGGGUCCCGGCGGACUCUACUUCAGCAUCGAGAAGGAAGUCGGCUUCUUCCUCCCGCGACUAUUCACUUCGGAGUUCCUUACGCGGACCAUCCAGUUCCUCGCCAGGGGCGACGGACCGUUCACGACCGCAUCCGGUUUCGAGGGCAUCGCCUUCGUCAACACCUCCUACGAGCGCGACCCCGACUGGCCCGACAUCGAGCUCUUCUUCGGGACGCUCACGAUCGGCACCGACGAAGGACUCAUCUACCGACGGAGACUUGGGCUCACGGAAGAGAAUAAGUAUUUCACAUCGUGCCAUCGUCUUCGUCUUCCCCCCAAGGCCUGGAAAACAUACAGCGGAUUGCUUCGUAAACCAGGUUUCGAGAUUUUCCCGUACGUCAUGAGGCCCAAAAGCCGCGGGAAGGUUUUGCUCCGCAGCACCAACGUCCUCGACCGUCCGAAAAUCUUCGGGAAUUUCUUCGAUCAUCCCGACGAUGUCCGGCGAUCGAUCGAAGCCAUUCGUUUGGUGCUGAAAUUGGGAGACCAACCGUCAUUCAAAAAACUUGGUGCCAAAUUCUACAGUCGGCCCCUCCCAGGCUGCAGGCAUCUGAAACAGUUCACGGACAGAUACUGGGAAUGUCACAUGCGUCACUUCACGUUCCUCAUCUGGCAUGAUGUCGGCACGUGCAAAAUGGGGCCUCCUAGCGACCGCAAGGCUGUCGUGGACCCUAAACUCAGGGUUUACGGAGUUCAAAGGUUACGGGUCGCGGAUGCAUCCAUCAUGCCGGUGAUCACCACGGGGCACCCGAUGGGAACCUGCAUCGUCAUCGGGGAGAAGGCCUCCGAUAUCAUUAAGUCCCACUAUGAUCUGUGA